This is a messenger RNA of Carcharodon carcharias (great white shark), 1876 nucleotides long. Its product is annotated as gastrula zinc finger protein XlCGF49.1-like. Gene Ontology annotation, cellular component: nucleus. The record is from RefSeq and is a predicted model, not a curated record. The transcript is spliced from 4 exons. Bases 890 to 1564 code for a protein of 224 amino acids. Gene Ontology annotation, molecular function: RNA polymerase II cis-regulatory region sequence-specific DNA binding; DNA-binding transcription activator activity, RNA polymerase II-specific. Lineage: Eukaryota; Metazoa; Chordata; Chondrichthyes; Lamniformes; Lamnidae. Gene Ontology annotation, biological process: regulation of transcription by RNA polymerase II.
AGGAUGAAGGCAAAAACGAAAAUAGCUGGAAGGAAUCAGCAGGUUUGGCAGCGUCUGUGGAGAGGAACACAGUUAACGUUUCGAGUCCUCAUGACCCUUCAACAGAACUGCCAGACUUACUGAGUCUUUCCAGGUAUUUUUGUUUUUGCCUUCAUCCCUGUGCUCUAUCCGCACUGUUUUUGUUUUGGAUUUCCAGCAUCCAGUUUUUUUUGUUUUUAUCACAGGGAAGAAGGAUUCGGGUUGAAAAUCCAGCGGGAUAUUCAAUGGGAAGGAUUUGCAGACCGGGAACCUCAAACCAAACAUUGUAUCAACAUCUGACAGUCACUCGGUUCUUCAGGACCUGGAUAUUAUCGGACUUUGACUGUGGAAGGAAAAAGAACCUGGAGGUCUUGUACCCAGCAUUCCUAUCGGUGGAGAAUGUCCCAAUCUUCAUGACAAGGGAGAAGUGCGCAUGUGCAGUUCAUUGCACAGUUCGGAGCAUGCGCAGUGCGGGUGAUGGCGAUGUGCGGAUGAUUGUUUGUUUCUCUCUAUAGCCGAGAAUUAGAAGGGGAGGAUUUGCCGCCAGAAAACUCAAACCAAACAUCACGUCAAGAUCUCACAGAGUCACUUAAUUCGUCGGAAUUUGAAUGUGGAAGGAGAAAUGCUUGUCUGUCCUGUCUGUAGGAAAAGAUUUCAAACAUCAGUGUAACUAGAAAAGCACUGAGACACACACGCACAUCCCCCCCCCCACCGCCCCAAGUGAGAGUGUUCCUGUGCACUGACUGUGGAAAGUACUUUAACUAGUUACACAGCCUGAAAAAAAACAUUCACAGCGGGGAGAAACUGUACCUGUGUUCUGUUUGUGGACAAGGAUUAAACUGAACAUCCAAUCUGGAGAGACAGAUGCACCAUGGAGAAACCAUGGAAAUGUGGGGACUGUGGGAAGGGAUUCAGUUACCCAUCCAAGCUGGAAAACCAUCGACGCAGUCACACUGAGGAGAGACCGUUCACCUGCUCCGAGUGUGGGAAGGGAUUCAUUCAGUCAUCCCAACUACUAACACACAAGCGGUUUCACACCGGAGAGACACGGUUCAUCUGCUCUGAAUGUGGGAAGGGAUUCACUCAGUCGUCUGACCUGCUGAGACACCAGCGAGUUCACAUUGGAGAGAGGCCAUUCACCUGCUCUGAGUGUGGAAAGGGAUUCAUUCAGUCAGCCAAUCUCCUGAGACACCAGCGGGUUCACACUGGAGAGAGGCCAUUCACUUGCUCCGAGUGUGGGAAGGGAUUCACUCGGUCAUCCCAGCUGCUAACACACCAGCGGCUUCACACUGGGGAGAGGCCAUUCACCUGCACUGUAUGUGGGAAAGGAUUCACUGGGUCCUCUGACCUGCUGAAACACCAGCGAAUUCACACUGAGGAGAGACCAUUCAGCUGUACUUCCUGUGGAAAGAGAUUCAGGUCUUCAUUUAACCUCAAAGUACACCAGCGAAUUCACACUGGAGAGAGGCCAUUCACCUGCUCCAAGUGCGGGAAGAAAUUCACUCAAUUAUCCCACCUGCUGACACACCAGCGAGUUCACAAGUGACUGCAGGGGAUGAAUUCUGCUGUUAAGCACAUCCAGGACUGAACCAUGUUCAUUCUGAUAUUUGGGGGAUUGUUUUUGCUGAUGUUAAUAAUCCCUGUAACUGGGCUGGUGUUUGAUAUUCUGGAUCUAUAGCUGAAUGUGUUCUCAGGCUGCAGUGUCCUUUUAAGAACCGCUGUAUCUGGUCUUUCCCCAUAAUUCAGGAACUCUCAUCGGAAAUUAGUUUACAACAAGAUUCCGAACUUUACUUUAAUAUUAAACCAGUAUUUGGGAUGAACUCUGCAAUUCAGUGUCUGAGAGAUUCCACUGAUUAAA